AUGUCUGAGAAGGCUUUGAAAUCAACGAAGGAUGAAAACCCAGAUUUGCAGAAGCAGAUUGGCUGCAUCACUGGUUUUUUUCAGCUCUUUGACCGCCAUCGUUACCUCACAGGCCAACACAAUAGCACCUACGCUUCAGGUGGAAGCAGUAAUGACAUCAAAGAGCUCAAUAGUGCAAUGCACAAAACUAAGGCAAAGAAUCUGAAGAUUGCAACAGAGAAGCAACAAUUCUCUACAGAGUCAUCAAUGACUUCUUUGUCUUCAUCAUCUUGUUCAUCUAGCAUGUCAUCCCUAGAGUUUAACAGAACAAUUCAGACAGAAUCACCAUCAACCAGUAGAAUCAGAAUUCCAGAAAAUCCAAAUUCAGAAGUAGCAAUGAAGCAACUUGAUACCCCAGGCCAGCAAUCCCUCGACAUGUAUGAUAUUGUCAAAGAGUCAAUGCAUAGAGAAGCUCAAGGAAUGUCUGUGAAGACUGUGGCUAAAGAGGAAAAGAAGGGUCAGACUCAUACCUUGAAACACAUCGACUCCCCCCGGCCUUUGCAGUACCACAAAUCUGUCAAUGCAGGAGUUAUGGUUGCCAAUGAACCAUUCCAUGCUCUUGUUAAGUCCAAGAGAACACCUUGGGACUCACCACGACUCUCUUAUGAUGGGAGGGAGAUACAUGAUACCUUUAAAUCUGCCACAAAGCAUAAGGAACUCCCAAGGCUUUCCUUGGACAGCAGACAUGGUUCCAUUAGAGGUUCCAAUGAAGGAAACAAGUCUCGCAACCUGUUAAAGGGUCCACAGAAAGGGUAUGGGAGGAACUCCAGCAUAAUGCUUAACCAGCUGCAAGAACCAGAAACUUCCAAAAGAUCAUCCAGUGUUGUAGCUAAGUUAAUGGGUCUAGAAGCCCUCCCAGACCGCGCACAAACUUGUGGGACUCCAGUGGGGACUUCUAGCUGCUUCAUAAGUGAUGAAUGCAAGCAACACCAAAAUUCUGUAUUGCCUAGGACAUGUCAGGGGUUCACCUUGCCUCAGUCUAGUAGGGCUGAUUCAAUCACAAAUGUAUCACCAUAUACACGAUUUGCACUAGAAUCAACUCCGUUGAGGCAUGAUGAUGCAAGUCAAAGUUCUCAAGUACAAGCUUCCCAGGGAAGUAAAUCUGAUAUAAAAGCCUUAAAGUCCUCUCUUUCUGUAUAUGGGGAAAUUGAGAAAAGGCUGACAGAACUUGAGUUCAAAAAGUCUGGAAAGGAUCUCAGAGCCCUUAAACAGAUUCUUGAAGCAAUGCAGAGAUAUAAAGAUUCAUCAGAUAUUACAAGAGAUCAGGCUUCAAAUUCUCCAUCUAACAAUAAGAAUAAUAGUACUCCCAAUGAAAGCUUCAAAGAACAAAGCCCAAGAAUACGACAAAAGGACCCAGCAUCUGUCCCAGCUGCGGUAUCAAAUUCAACCCGGGAUAGUAAGUUGCCAAUUGUCAUCAUGAAACCAGCAAAAGUUACCAGAAAAGCCAAUAAUCCUUCUUCCAGAGAGUUGUCAAUUCAAUGUAAAUCUAGUCUCAGCAAGUGUUGCCCGAGUGAUCCCACAAAUGGAAGACUGGUUGAGAAACAAAUUGCUAAAGGUAUCAGUUCAACAACAAAAAAUAUCAAGGAUCCUUUUGGUCAACCAGUCCAUUCAGCAGAUAAGAAUAAAAGCAUGAGAACUUCAAAGUUGAUGCAAUCCUCAAAAGUUCUUCAAGACAGCAAUGGAGAAAAUAUUACCAACUCUGGUAAUAUAACAGUGACUGGGAGCCCAAGACUACAAAAGAAAUUUGGUUUGGAAAGGCGUUCUCCACCAACCAGUCCAGCAUCAGAUUCCAGCAUUAACAGAAGACAACUCAAUAGGCAACCUGUGGAAUUGUCUUCUCCAAGUACAACACCCAGACAAAAGCUCUCUACCUUACAGGAGAGAAAUGAACGUUUCAGUGAGAUCAGCUGUCACUGGAAGGAUUUCCAGAAUCAUGUUAAUGUCAUUUCUCCAGAUUUUGACACCAAAAGAAACUCAGCCACUCUUAGUGACAUAGAAGUCAUUCGCGUUGAUCAAUCAAGAAGGAUCAAUAGCACCUCCAUCCAGCUGAGAGGCCCGAAUCAAAAUAAUGCAUUUGAAGAGUUGAGCAAGGAAAGCUCUAAGGCUGAGAAAAUAGUAACUGCUGAACAACCAAGUCCUGUGUCUGUUCUUGAUGCUGCAUUCUAUAGGGAAGACCCACCAUCUCCAAUGAAAAAGAAAUCAGACAUUUCAAAAGAUUUAGAUGAAGCUCUAGGAACUGAUGAUGAAAGUGAGAAGAACUCAGUGGAUCAUCCUCCUUUAUCCAUCACCACAAAAGCUAACUUCAUCAAUAGAUCUAGUGAUAAAGACUUGAACACCCAGAAUUUGGUUCAAAUUCUACAAGAAACUGAUUGGAUUGAUGAGAAAUUCAUCAAUUACAUUGACAGUAAGGAUCCUGACCAUAAAUAUAUAUCAGAAAUACUGCUAGCUUCAGGUUUGCUCAGUGGUCCCAAUUCUAGCCAGAUAUUCCAUUCAGCAGGUCACUUGAUUAAUCCAAAGUUAUUCUUUGCACUUGAACAAAUGAAGACAAACAAGAGGCAUUUUAAUAUUGAAGACGGUGCCAAGAAGAUUCCCAGCAUUAUUAACCCUGAGCAAAUGCAAAGGAAACUCAUAUUUGAUGUCGUUAAUGACAUUUUAGUUCAAAAACUGAUAUUAGAGAGUUGUUCCACUUUAUGGUUCCUACCAAAUGAACUAGCAGGUAGAAAACUAAAAGGGCAGAAGCUUUUGGAUGAGCUAUGCACAGAAAUAGAUCAGUUACAACCUCAAAAUAGGAAUGUCAGCUUAGUUCAUGAGGAUGAGAAUUUGACAAGCCUCUUGUGGGAAGAUUUGAAGCAUCACCACACAAUUUGGACUAACUGCUGCAGUGAGAUACCAAAUACUGUAUUGCAUAUUGAACGGUUGAUCUUUAAAGAUUUGAUAACUGAAGUUGUGAGAGGUGAAGUAGCAAGCCUUCCUGGUAGGCAUUGCAGGCAAUUGAUGUUUCCAAAGUAG
This is a messenger RNA of Gastrolobium bilobum, 3048 nucleotides long. RefSeq names its product protein LONGIFOLIA 1-like. Gene Ontology annotation, biological process: regulation of monopolar cell growth. The record is from RefSeq and is a predicted model, not a curated record. Lineage: Eukaryota; Viridiplantae; Streptophyta; Magnoliopsida; Fabales; Fabaceae. The coding region runs from base 1 to 3048 and encodes 1015 amino acids. The transcript is spliced from 5 exons.